Molecule: messenger RNA, 1413 nt
Organism: Ogataea philodendri
Lineage: Eukaryota; Fungi; Ascomycota; Pichiomycetes; Pichiales; Pichiaceae
Exons: 1
Coding region: 1-1413 (470 amino acids)
Molecular function (GO): catalytic activity
Source: RefSeq, a predicted model, not a curated record
AUGAUGUCUGCAUUUGAUGAGUUGAUGGAACUCAGAGGUAAACCAGCCGAAAACGGUGAGGUCGAAAUACUUGGUCAUGAUCCAGUCUACAAAACUCCAUUUAAACUUGGGGAGACAACUGCUCAGGUUUUAGCUGCAUGCGGCGUCGCUGCAACCGAUCUAUGGGAACUCAAGACAGGCCACCGUCAAAAAGUCACAAUAUCUGUGGAUGCUGCUGCCGCAAGUUUGGCUGACACGAAAUACAGUUUCAAGAAAGAAGCCGACGGGAACUAUUAUGCAAUUCCAGGGUCCGACGCAAUGAAACACAUGGUGAGUCUUACUCAACCAUGGGAAACAAAGGACGGAAAGUACUUUCUACCUCACACCAAUUUGAAACAUUUAGAGGCAAGAGUGUUGAAAGUGCUCGAUUGCAAGAGUGAGGUAGAAUCAGUCAAGGCAGCCAUCCGUGAACGAGAAUCCCAAGAACUUGAAGAUUCCAUUGCUGCUGCUAGAGCAUGCGGAGGAAUUGUGCGUACACCUGAAGAGUGGCUUGAACAUCCUCAAGGAAAAUAUCUUGCUUCAAGACCGGUUGUCGAGAUAGCCAAGAUUGGAGAUUCUCCACCAGAGCCUCUUCCAAAGGGAAAUAAACCAUUGUCUGGAAUCAGGGUUCUUGACUUGACCCGAAUUUUAGCCGGACCUGUUUGUGGCCUAACUCUAGCCGAACUUGGAGCCGACGUUUUGAUGGUGACUGCCCCACACUUGCCUCAGGUGUUCGAAUUUGUUCGUGAUACCAGUCAUGGAAAAAGGAGCUGUUUUCUCGAUUUGAACAAGGAGGAAGAUUCUGAGAAACUGAAAGAGCUGGCUUCAACUUGUGAUAUAUUUAUUGACGGAUACAGACCAGGAAGAGUUGCAGAGCACUUUUUGUCAAUUGCAGAGCUUGCAAAACUUAGACCUGGAGUGAUUCAUAUAUCUGUGAAUUGCUUCGGUUCGGGUGGUCCGUUUGGGGAUCGUGCGGGUUGGGAUCAAGUUGCUCAGGCUGUCACAGGAAUGUGUCAUACUCAAGGAAAUGCCACGAACAAUGGAAUACCACAGCUGACUCCCGUUUACGCUUGUGACUAUAUUUGUGGUAGAUUGGGAGCUUAUGGAGCACUUAUUGCCCUUAAAUAUCGCUACAAAACCGGUGGAAGCUACUCAGUCAAAGUUUCGUUAUGCCAGGCUGCCAUGUUAUGUCAGAGACAAGGUUAUCUAGACAAUUUUGGGCGGGCAACAGGUGUACUGCCCAAGGAACUUUUUGAGAAGUAUCAAGUUUUUGAAGAUGAUACUUCAUAUGGGGAUCUGAAUGUUCUAGGUCCGGUUAUUGGACUCUCCGAGACGCCAUGUGAAUGGUCUCGGAAGACUCCACAGCUAGGCCAAGAUUCUCCCGAAUGGCUUUGA